Messenger RNA from Salmo salar (Atlantic salmon), 8037 nucleotides. RefSeq names its product carbonic anhydrase 5B, mitochondrial. Gene Ontology annotation, molecular function: carbonate dehydratase activity; zinc ion binding. NCBI's taxonomy places the organism in Eukaryota, Metazoa, Chordata, Actinopteri, Salmoniformes, Salmonidae. The record is from RefSeq and is a predicted model, not a curated record. Gene Ontology annotation, cellular component: cytoplasm; mitochondrion.
UACAAUUUGAUUAGGUGACGUCAGAGUACAGAUGGAAGAAGUCGGAGCUCAAGGAUGAUAGACGAGUUUCCCUCAAGUAAUUACGAGUUGGAGAGGCGUUCAAGUGGAUUUUUCAGUCAUAUGCUCGUAUUUACAAGAUGCUAUGAACGCAGCAUUGUCUCGCGCAUGUGGAUUGAAACGCCCCUCAGACGAUAAAGCUGAUAGGUCGGGAUGGGAAUUUUGGGACCCCCCCACUCAGCAAACUGUUCGUAAAUGACAUUGCUUUGUAAACACAUUUAAAUAUGUUAUUUUCGUUGAUGCGGCGCGUGAAAUAGCUAUAGGAAGCUAAAUUCGAUGGGUGCGAUGUUCAAGUAAGAGCACGCAUCAACAGGACUAGUGAAAAGCUGUAAAACCGGAUGGAAUUUACUGUCAGUUCGUGAGUGUUUUAAUCGUGUGAAAGCCUGCCCAUUUCGUUGCUACAAGUCAAACGAGAGGUAGCGAGAGAGACCAGCCAUCUAGCCGACAAUGUGAAAGACGAGGGGCCCUAAAAAGCAAAUCCCGUUAAGUGGAAACGGCUAUGAAACCAACCCGUAACACCUGGGGACAAGAUGAGCAGUUGACUUGACGUUUUGCCUUACCUGAAACUAUAAAUAACAGUUCACUUUGACUCUCGCAACCCUCGAGAAGCGUAUUCGAAGAAUCCGAGAUCAUGGUGGCUCUCAGAUCGGUUUUAACGCCACUUGCUCGGCAUAUACACAGACAUCUCAUCAAGCAAACUAAAUGUCAACGUUUGAUACCUGUGCGAAGAUGCAACCUCACCGCAUGUUCAAGCAAAUAUGUGCUUUCUGCCUUGCAUCCAAUGUGGCAGGGACCACUCGUUGCUCCAGGGGGUAACAGACAAUCUCCUAUCGAUAUUCGGGUGCGCAAGAGCGUUUUUGAUCCGCACCUCAAGCCGCUGACCCCGGAUUACGACCCCGGGACGUGCUCACAGAUAUGGAACAAUGGGUACUCAUUCCUGGUUGAGUACGACGACACCACCGACAAAUCCAUACUUAAAGGGGGUCCUCUGGAGGAUAACUUCCGGCUGUGUCAGUUCCACUUCCAUUGGGGGGAGAGCAACGCGUGGGGCUCCGAGCACACAGUGGACCGCCGCCUCUUCCCUGCUGAGCUCCACAUGGUCCACUGGAACUCUAAUAAGUACAGCCGGUUUGAGGAAGCUGUGAUGGAGGAGAAUGGACUGGCUGUUAUCGGGGUCUUCCUCAAGAUAGGGAAGAGACACGAGGGACUGCAGAAACUAGUGGAUGUCCUACCUGCUGUCAGACACAAGGACAGUGUUGUUGAGUUCACUAGGUUUGACCCAGCCUGCUUACUGCCUGCUAACAUUGACGAUUACUGGACGUAUGCAGGGUCACUUACCACUCCUCCUCUGACUGAGGCAGUGACCUGGAUUAUCAUGAAGCAGCACAUCGAAGUCAGCCAUGACCAGCUGGCAGUGUUCCGGAGCCUUCUCUUCACCUCAGCAGAGGAGGAGGUGCAGAAGAGCAUGGUCAACAACUUCCGCGUUCAGCAGCCCCUGAGGGGCCGCACUGUGCGGUCCUCGUUCACCCCCUUCCUGCAGCAGGAGCCACCUGCAAAAGGUCCACACGCAGGCCACUGACCGGUACACACAAACUCACUCAGACCCUUCAAACUAAAAUUAUGCAAUUACCCUAGGAAGGCAUUUUUUAUUUUAAUUUUUUUAAUUUUUUUUUACUCUACAGAAGUCAUACUGCUGGCAUCUUCUUUCCAAAUGCCUUAUGUAUUCAUAAUGCACUCAAUGAUUUCACUUAAAUGACAGGGAUUUUAUAAUUCCAAUGUCACCAUCUAAAGCUGUGGUAUUCGAAGUCAGGGUUGCGACCUCUAGUUAGUUGGGUUGUGUGGGAACUGCUGUGGGUUCGCCCCCAAUUUUUUUUUUUUUUUAAGUAAGCAAAUUAAGAGUACAGAUCAUUUUAUUUGACAAUAUACAAAUGUUUUUGAGAAAGAAUUUGAAAAAUACUAUUUUGAGUAAAUGUAUUUAUUGGUUUCUUUUCAUUUUAAUAAGAGAUAAAAAUGUAAUGAAUUGAAGUUUAUUUGUUGACGUAAAAAUCAAAAUGUUUCCUUUUUAAGGUCGUGUCAUUAGAUCUGGGGUGGAGGGUCUCGAGAAAGGAUUACAAAAAAAGGGUUGGUCCCCCAUGAAAAAGUUUGAAUACCAAUGAUCUAAAGGCUUUUUUUGUUGUUAUCUGUCUCACUGUCUGCUGUCUUGUCAAUAACUGAAAGUCAUCAACACAUGGCAGGUGUAUUGCUGUAGUCGACGCUAACAUAUUUUUGAAACUCCUGUGUCUUAGGUGAAUCAGGUUGGAGAUUUUUAUGAAAGCUCUUAAUGUUUUUAAGUUGUAAACCUUAUUUAUUCACUCCUUAUUCACAGUCAAACUUUACAUGCUUCCAGAAACCAAUGAUUGAUGCUGCUGGAAUAAUUUAACGUACUAUCAACACUUAUUAUGUAAACUAAAGCUUAUGAAUAUCACCCUCUUGUGGAAAGAGUACUUCUACAGUCAUUUUUGUUCCUUGACAAAGUAUUUGAGGUGAAGGGGCAUCAUAUAUGAAUGGGGGUUUAGUUUGAUGGUUUAAGCUCUAAAUUUGUUUACAGCAUAUACCCGAAAAGAUUUAGUUCAUUGUAUUUAGGCCUAGCUAUGGCUCCAAACUGCACAAAUGAUUGUUGCUCAAUAUGUUUUUAGGUGAUUUGAUGGAUUUUAAUACAUAGUCUUGAGUAGACUAGAAUGUACAUCUCAGUAUCUUUAACUUAGAUGUAAAAGUAAUGUGUAGGGUGUACAGCUUCAAAAUGCCUUACAAGCACAGGGAAACCAGGGCAUUUGUUACAACUAAUAGGUUGAAUUCUAUAGCAAACAUUGACCUUUUUUAACAUGAGUGUCUAAGAUUAUUUUCCUCUUGUAAUCAAAUUCUUCUGUUGUACUAAAAAGGACUCUACCAUAGUGCCUUCCAUGUUAUGCAUAAUACUGACACGCACGGUCAACUCUGUUUUCAUAGAUCAAUAGCUCACUGCAGUGUCUGGUCUAAUGAAUACUGACAAUAUUAUGCCCCUCGCAGACUUUUAACAGGCAGUCGGUAGAUUGUUUGCCAGUUUCUGGUCCAGGAGCACUGGGAGAGUUUAGAGAGGGAGUCACAUGUACAUCAUUAGCCUGUUAUUCAUCCUGUUGGUUCUGUAUUUAUUUAUUGGUGGAGGUCAGAAGGAUUUGACUUGCCUUUUAGAAGCACUAGCAGCACACCGACAGGAAUCAUUCUCCUUCUGAUAGUUGUAUGUCAUUUCUUGAGACUGUUUAGCUUUGACUGUACUCUGAAAACUGCUAUUUGUUCAGACCUUGAUAUUGCAAUAAUUUGGAGAUGAUUUUUAAGUUCACAGCAGGACCAUUCAUAAAUGAAAAAUAUAUAGGUAGCUGGACAGGGAUUACAGUGGGACCAACUACAUGUAUCUUGAAUUUGAAAACAUACCUGAACUUAAUGUUAUGCUUUAAUAGCAUUUCAAAAGGUUGUUUACGGUAAAAUAAGCAUUGCUAUUCCCUAUGUUGACACACAACCAUGAUAAGUGAUAUAGAACAUUUUAUAGCAAUUGUAAUACAUAUACUAUAUGACCAAAAGUAUGCAGACACCUGCUUGUCGAACAUCUCAUUCCAAACUCAUGGGCAUUAAUAUGGAGUUAGUCCCCCCCUUUGCUGCUAUAACAGCCUCCACUCUUCUGGGAAGGCUUUCCACAAGAUGUUGGGACAUUGCUGUGGGGAAUUGAGCAACAAGAGCAUUAGUUAGGCCUGGCUCGCAGUUGGCGUUCCAAUUCAUCCCAAAGGUGUUCGAUGGAGUUAAGGUCAGGGCUCUGUGCAGGCCAGUCAAGUUCUUACACACUGAAACAGGAAAGGCCUUCCCCAAACUGUUGCCACAAAGUUGGAACCACAGAAUCGUCUAGAAUGUCAUUGUAUACUGUAGUGUUAAGAUUUCCUAUUACAAGAACUAAGAGGCCUAGCCCGAACCAUGAAAAACAGCCCCAGACCAUUAUUCCUCCUCCACCAAACUUUACAGUUGGCACUAUGCAUUCAGGCAGGUAGUGUUUUCCUGGCGUCCACCAAACCUAGAUUAAUCCGUCGCACUGCCAGAUGGUGAAGCUUGAUUCAUCACUCCAGUGAACGCGUUUCCACUGCUCCAGAGUCCAAUGGCGGUGAGCUGUAGACCACUCCAGCCGAUGUUUGGCAUGGCGCAUGGUGAUCUUAGGCUUGUGUGCGGCUGCUUGGCCAUGGAAACCCAUUUCAUGAAGCUCCUUACAGUUAUUGUGCUGACAUUGCUUCCAGAGGCAGUUUGGAACUCGGUAGUAAUUGUUGCAAUCGAGGACAGACUAUUUAUGACCUACGUGCUUCAGCAUUGGGCGGUCCCGUUAUGUGAGCUUGUGUGACCUACCACUUCGCGACUUAUCCGUUGUUGCUCCUAGACAUUUCCACUUCACAAUAACAGCACUUACAGUUGACUGGGACAGCUCUAGCAACUAAAACAAACAGCAAAUCCAUCCAAGAAAUGUGUAGUCACGAGCUUGAUGUAGUUAUUGUGUGCUAUGACUAUGGGACCAAUUACUAGUUUAGUACACAUGUGAAUUAGUCCCAAUACUUUUGGUCACCUAAAAUGGGGGGGGUGUACAAAAAGUGCUGUCAUUUCUAAACCGUUCACCAGAUAUGGAUGAAAAUACUAUCAAAUUAAAGAUAACCUUAUAGUCAUUGUAUCAUUUAAAAUCCAAAGUGCUCGAGUACAGAGCCAAAAACAACAACAAGAAUUGGCACUGUCCCAAAACUUUGGUGCUCAGAGAAAGUGAAGAGCUUAUUUGAAGUGGGUGCUAAAAAGAUUGGAGGAGAAAAGGAUUGGUUUGUUCUAUAAACACGGAAUGAAAGGGAGAGCAGACAUAGAGGGAGCUUUUGGUAUUGUUCUAUAAAGCAUUAAGUGAGAGGACGGUUGUCUUUUGAUCACUCAAUAACAAUGUCCCUGUACAAACUGUUCUCUGUACGGCCUGGCCCUUAAAAGAGCCACCUGGCCCUCUCCCCAAUAGGUCAAUUGCAGAGAAGUAGCUUGACAAUAACCUGUACUGAAAACUGAAAAGCACUGUCCAAGACUCCAGCCCUCCAUACCCACUUGACACUUAUGCCUGUUUCACUGCGUUACCUAUGAAAUUGAAGGUGACACUUUUUCACACCAGGGGUUAGGGGAACAAUGUUGGGGUACAGGGAGGAUUUGAAUGGGGGUUAUGAAACAGUUGUACAUUUUAGGUCUUGGUUUGUUGUGGGCAUUUUUAUGGGUAAGUGAUGGUAGGACAGAUUAACUUUUUUUGCUGUAACUGUGGUAAGGGACCUAUUUUCUGCCUCCUAUUUGUCUUGAUCUGUUUAGUUAUGUUCUGCCUUAAUCUCCAGUGGGAUGUUUCCUUUCACUUAACUGUAUUUUUGUUUUCAAAUUAUAAAUACUAAAAGGUACGUUAUUGAACUGUAAUGACUGUACUUUAAUCAAGACUAAUGAUCAUGAUUUAAUCUGUCAUCAAUGGUGAACUGCUGUAUUUUCAUGUAUAUGCCAUCAAUGACUGUUUUAAACUUGUCAAACUUAGUAUGCACAAUGAUCUAGAUCGAUGUACAUGUUUUACGUAAAUUGGAGUUAUGCGGAACUUCCACUUAACUUGCCCAACACCAUUGUGUCGCCAGUGUUUUUAUGUUGAUGUAAGCUCUAGUAUCAUUGUUUCCAUCAGGAGUGUGACACUAAAGACUUGGGGCGAGCAGGAUCAACAACCUCUGCAUCAUCAAGACAGUUGCUUUGUGAGGUGUUCACAGUUAGCCAUUGUUACGUGUGCUGAACAAAAAUCUAAACGCAACAUUUUCAACGAUUUUACUGAGUUACAGUUCAUAUAAGGAAAUCGGUCAAUUGAAAUAACAGACCGAAAUACUCCUCAGCACCCCCUCAGAUGAUCCCGCAGGUGAAGAAGCCGGAUGUGGAGGUCCUGGGCUGGCGCGGUUACACGUGGUUGUGAGGCUGCUUGGGCAUACUGCCAAAUUAUGUUGGAGGUGGCUCAUGGUAGAGAAAUGAACAUUCAAUUCUCUGCCAAAGGCUCUGGUGGACACUCGUGCAGUCAGCAUGCCAAUUGCACGCUCCCUCAAAACUUGAGACAUCUGUGGCAUUGUUGUGUGACACAACUGCACAUUUUAGAGUGACCUUUUAUUGCCCCCAGCACAAGGUGCACCUUUGUAAUGAUCAUGCUGUUUAAUCAGCUUCUUGAUAUGCCACACCUGUCAGGUGGAUGGAUUUUCUUGGCAAAUGAGAAAUGCUCACUAACAGGAAUAUAAACUAAUUUGUGCUGAAAAUAUGAGAGAAAUACGCUUUUUGUGCAUAUGGAACAUUUCUGGGAUCUUUUAUUUCAGCUCAUGAAACAUGGAACUAACACUUUACAUGUUGUGUUUAUAUUUUUGUUCAGUAUAAAUGCCAGCUGAAAAGUUCCUGCGGCCUAGUAUUGGGCCCAAGCCAGAGCAGGUCUGCCGGAGCCAUGGCCCACAAGUCUGAGCCUUUUGGGUAAAACACCUCAGAUGGAAACUCGACAGUGCUUCCCCUUGCUUUGUUUGCUAGUUAGCAGGUGUUUUCCUGGAGCUAGAGGAGUGUUCUACGUUUGUUGUGCUGUAGUACAUGUUGUAUUUGUUUUAUCAAUGGGUGGCCACAUUCCUGCCCCAUGGGCCAGAAUGAAAACUGCUAUUGAGGGGCUGUGGUUCAAGGGCUAAAUUGGGGCCCCUCUCCCAACAGGCCUGUUGUUUUUACCAGGUGCCUGAUUGGCCCAGUCCAGCCGAACAACCAGGAAGCCACUGCUGACAAAUGUUUAUAUAGAAGAUUUGAAAGAUGAAUAUAAUAAAGAAAUGAGUACACUAUGCCUGUGUUUUAGUAUUUUGACUUGCUGGUGGUAUUAAAAUGCUUCUAUGGAAUGGGGUGUUAAUCUGGGUAAAGUGAUGUAGUUAAGUCUGUUAUGGGACAUGCUGGUCUACACUUGAGUAAUGCUCAGCAGCCAGAACCCAGUAAUAUCUGCAGUAGCAACAACAAUGAUGUCACAAUGAUCUGGGUUGUUAUAAAGGUUCCUAUUGUCCCCUAUAAAUGAAUGAUUGUGCUGUGCUCCAUUGUCCCCAUUAGACAGGAGCCUGGGCAGGCAAUAAGGACCUGGUUCCAGGACCCAUAACGCCACACCAGACCUAGUCGGCACCUUUUGAAGACAACCGAAUGGGGCCAGGGUGUGGAUGUUCAGAUAUGUUAGGAAACAUGGUUUGAGUUUUGUCUCAACCUGAUUCAAACAGACCCUCAUGUUUAUUAUGGUUGGCCACAGGGGAUAUAAAAAUGGGAUGAGAGUUGUCUCCCAAAAGGCUGCAGGUUUCCCAUUAUUGUGUGGGAGAGUUUGAGAACCUGCUCUUUGAAGUGUGUAUAACAAAUGGGGGAAUUAAACGAACAUGCGAUUAGAGUCUAAAUAUUUUCGUCACCACAUAGCUAUCAACUCUGCAUUCAGAGCAUGAGAAUCCACCCACUGAAGCUAGGACAGCAGAGUCCGUGCCCAUCUUCCAAAAACAACUGAAACCCUACCUCUUCAAAGAGUAUCUUAAAGAUGUCUCAGAUGUAUCCUCCUAAAUGCGGAAGACACAUUUCAGUUGAAUAGAUUCAGUUGGACAACUGACUAGGUAUCCCCCCUUUCCCUUUAAAGGCGUACACUUGUAUUUUCCUAUUAGCACUGAAUCUGCCCUGUAACUUCUGUAUUGAGGAACAAUGUACUGUGACUGUGAUGUGGUUGUCUCAUCUAGCUAUCUUCAGUUUAAUGCACUUACUGUAAAUCACUUUUGAUAAAGGUGUCUACUAAAUUACUAAAAUGUCAAUGUAAAAUGUCAUUCUAAUGAAGGCCUGUGGACCUCUUUCCUCUGACCAUACACUUCAAGAUGAAUGGUGGUUAGAAAAUGAAAGGAAAAGGUCUAAUUAAAGAUAAUUUCUUCA